AUGUUUGCUAAGGCGUUGUGUUUAUUCGCACUUGUCACAGUUGCAGUUGCCCAACACGGGCAUGGUCAUGGGUCUGCCUACUCCUCUCAGCAUGUUUCUCGUCAUGACGGACAUGCAGAACCUAUAAAGACACAUGGUGGAUAUGGUCAUGGUCACGGUCAUGAGCAUGUUGACUAUUAUGCAUAUCCCAAAUAUGACUUUGAAUACAAAGUAGAAGAUCACCACACCGGCGACAUCAAGUCCCAGCACGAGAGCCGCGACGGCGACGUAGUGAAGGGAUACUACGCUCUGCACCAGCCUGAUGGCUCUGAAAGAUCAGUGCAUUAUCAUGGUGAUGACCAUACCGGAUUCCACGCUGAUGUCAAAUAUGACACUCAUCACCUGUAUUCUAAACAUCAUCAU
Molecule: messenger RNA, 402 nt
Organism: Brenthis ino (lesser marbled fritillary)
Lineage: Eukaryota; Metazoa; Arthropoda; Insecta; Lepidoptera; Nymphalidae
Source: the annotation of a GenBank genome assembly